AUGUCGUUCAAUACAACUCAUUCUGUAGCUGAAGGAUUGUCACAACCACACAAUGAUUUAGAUGACUUGGAAUCAAAACCAAUUAUACCAAGUACUAAUGAUACAUCCGUGCAUAAGGGUGAUUUAAGUUCGCAUGUACAAGAGCAAUUUACGUUCCUUCCUGAAAAAGUGAUUACAGAAAGCCCAAGGGCCCCAAAUAAUGAAGAUGAACAUCUCGAAAUAGAAACAACGACACUAGAGGACAGUACGAAUAAACAAAGUAACGAUAAUACUGGAUUGACCGGUGAAAUCCAAUCGAAAAUUGAUGAACUACCUGCAGAGGUCGAAACGACUAUUCUUGAAGAGGUCCUGACGAAAGCAAUACAAGAAGAGGAAAAUGAAGUAGAAGACGAUGAUGGAAAAGAAAGCGAGUUAUACGAUCAUGAUAUACAGAUGGCCAAUGAACCCGAUUUUGAAAAUACUGGUCACGUCCAAGAUGUAUUGAAGAAUACAUCAACUCAACCCGAUGAAUUGAAAAUAGAUGUUAAUGAUGACCCAAUAGAUAAUGAGGCUUUUUCUAAAUUACUUGAAUUUGAUUCGAAAAAUGACAAAGAAUUAUUCAGCACAAAUGAUAUCUCAGAGGAAACGAUAUCAAAGGAAAAUAGGGAUACGAACGAGAUAGAAAUUACAGAAACUAUUGAUCAACAGAACGACUCGACAAAGGAUAUAGAAGACAAGACUAGAGAAUCAACUGUGAAAUUGGAAGAUAGUAAGAAAAAGGAGGAUUCGUCCAUAUCGCCGUACCCAACAUUGCCAAAAGAUUCGAAACAAACAUUAUCAGCAUACACGAAUACACCUGAAAUAUUAUUAAGUCCUACAAACAAUGAUAAAGAUAGAGUAAUCGUUAAACCAGAAGAUGUGGUAAAUGGAGAAUCCAAUCUUGUUCAGAAAUUGUUUAUGGAAAAAUCUAUGGAACAGCAGCAGAGAAAGAAUUCUAUAAUACCAGGUAUGUUCCAUACAAAUGAUUUACAUCCACAAUCCAACCAAUUAGAAAAUAUAUCACAACAUGGUGGUACUUUAUCUCGUAUAGGGAAUGGAAUUUCCCCAAUGGAUGUGGGUGACUCAAAUGCCAUCGGCGGAGUUCAUCAAGGGAUGCCUGGUGUCCCAGAUGAACAACCUACCAUUUUUGCAUACGCCAGAUUAGACUUCCAAAACUUCACCUUCUAUGUCCAGACCUUACAUGCUAUAAUAGGUAGACGGUCUGAAAACGACACCACCCAUAAGGUUGACGUGAAUCUAGGACCCUCAAAAUCCAUAUCUAGACGCCAUGCUCAAAUAUUUUAUAACUUUGGUACGGGAAGGUUUGAACUUUCGAUUAUUGGUAAGAAUGGUGCAUUUGUAGAUGAUAACUUUGUGGAGAGAGGUAAGACAGUUCCAUUAAUGAAUAAGACGAAGAUUCAAAUCGGACAAAUUCCAUUUCAAUUCGUAUUACCAGACCAAGAAAACAAUAUGAUAGAAGAUGACCAUAAAGAAAAAGCAUCAAAUGACUCGAAAUCUAUAAAAUCAGCUUCCAAUAAAACAAAGAAGACUCCUGCAAAGAAAUCAACUAUAAAAAAAGAAACCACCAAGAAGCAAUCAUCUGUUAAGAAGGAAGCUGCGGUUAAGAAGGAGAUUAGCAAAAAGAAGGAGUCUGCCACCAAAAAGGAACCUACACCUAAGAAAAAGACGACAAAGCCAGCUAUAAAGAAAGACAAGAAAACAGUGAAAGUACCAAAGAAAGUUUACACACUUGAAGAAAUUCCAGAAGAAUACAGAACUAAACCUGCAUUUUCUUAUUCUGCCAUGCUUACAACAUGCAUACGUAAGAAUUCCACUGAGAAAGGUAUGUCACUUUCUGAAAUAUAUGCCGGUAUCAGAGAACUAUAUCCAUUUUAUAAAUAUUGUCCUGAUGGUUGGCAAAGCUCUGUGAGGCACAACCUUUCACUAAAUAAGUCUUUUAGAAAAGUUUCUAAAGAGGGGAAGGGUUGGUUAUGGGGGUUGGACGAAGCAUACAUAGCUGAAAGAGAACAGCAGAAACAGAAACAAGCUGAAGCAGCCAAGGCCAAGGCGGAGGCAGCUCAAGCUCGCCAGGAACAGCAACAACAGCAGAAGGCAAAGAAAGCUACAACCGCUAAAACAACAUCUACAAAAAAACAAAGCAUAUCCCAAACAUUAGCAGCCAAUAGAGCUACGACCAAUAACGCAAAUAAAUUAACUGAUCACCAAAGAACAAUGAAAUACCUACAAGGACAAUUAAUGAUUUUGACCAAGGACAGAAAGGGCCUUUCCAAACAGGUAAUUGCGAACAUUUUAACUCAAGCGUUAGCGAUGACUAUUAAUCAAGUAACACAAGCUGCAAAGAAUAAGGGAAUUUCAGGAAACCCUCUUACUGCAUUAAUGGAUAAAAAUCCUAAACAUUUAAACCUUAUUUUAGCUGCUGCUGUUAAUGCAGCAACCGCUAAAGUUACUAAUGGUAAAAUAAAGAGUCUUGUUAGCAUGACACCCCCCACCAUUGAAAAGCCCAAAAUCACGACACAACAACCAAAUAUCCAGAGACCUGCUACAGUUGAUACAACUUCUUCUUCUCAAAAAAUUAAAACAGAAAAACAUGAACUUUCAUCAUCCUCAUCAUCAUCUAAGGAUACAUCACGACUUGAGGCAGAUUCUGAAAGUAUAGAUACCUCAUUUGAUCCAACCUCAUUAUCAAGGUUUUUCCAACCUAGACAACAGAUACGUGUUCCUCCUUCAAGUAAUUCAAAACCUACUACAAGUAUAACGCCUCAGAAACGUCCGUUAGAGGAUAAUAGUGAUGAAAGUAGCGAUGAGAGUACAUCAAGUGGUGAAAGUGAAAGUGAUAGCAACAAUGAUGAAGAAGAAGAAGAAGAAGAAGAAGAAGAAGAAGAAGAAGAAGAAGAAGAUGAGGAUGAUGAAGAGGAAGAAGAAGAAGAAGAAGAAGAAGAAGAAGAAGAAGAAGAAGAAGAAGAAGAAGAAGGUGAUGAAGAGGAAGAAGAAGAAGACGACGAAGAGGAAGAAGAAGGUGAUGAGGAAGAUGACGAUGAGGAAAAUGACGACGACGACGAAGAAGAAGAAGAAGAAGAAGAAGCAGCAGAAGAAGAAGAAGAUACAGCUACUAGAGAUAAUGGUGACAGUGAAAAUACAAAUGGUGUUGCUGAGGAGAACGUCGAAGGUAAUACUAUAGAACAAGAGGAAAAUGACAAAGUAAUAAAACAUGCUGAAGAUGGCGCUGAAAACAAUUUGCCAACAACUUUAUUAUCAGAAGAAGAUAAUGCAGAUGAGGUAGAGGAGAAACCAAGAAACGAAAAUGACCACAGUAAUGAGAUUAUCUCUGAAAAUACGAAUCCUUUAACAGAGCAUAAUGAAACUCACGAUACUGCGGAUGGCGAUGGAGAUAUCGAGAUGAAGGAUGCUAGUGAGGACAUUACUAAAACUGUUGAAGAGGCAAAUACUGCAAUUGUUAACGAGGAUGCAUCUAUCUAA
This is a messenger RNA of Maudiozyma saulgeensis, 3516 nucleotides long. Lineage: Eukaryota; Fungi; Ascomycota; Saccharomycetes; Saccharomycetales; Saccharomycetaceae. The record is from the annotation of a GenBank genome assembly.